AUGCCUGGCGGCCACAGCAGAAGCUUUCGUUUGAAACGGAAGGAUUCAGACUCGGAUUCAAUUUCAAGUGCCAAGAAGAAGAAUCACUCUUUUUCUAACUUGUUCAAGCGGCGGGACAAGUCAGAUACUCUACCAAAGUCGCAGUCAAUGCGAUUAAUAGGCAAAGGAUCGAUGGACAUUUCUCCUCUGAAUGCCACCAAACCGGACAGUAGAAUGGGAAAGUCUAGUUCUGUACCCAAUGGCUUGGCUUUGUCUUCCCCUCCAAGAAACAGAACAAUCACAGUAAACGGUGAUCAACUGGAUAUAUCUAAAAUUCCUCCGUUACCGGCAAUGCAGUCAAUAAAUCAUACACCUUCUAAAAGGGAAGAGUUCGAUGCUGUCAGAAGAAAGCUGAUUGGUAAUUCUUCCUUGAGCCCUAGACUUCGGAGCACAAAUAUGGGAUUUAAUCAUAAAGACUCGGCUCGUCGUCAGGGAUAUUACAAUGGUGAGAACGAAGACGACGAUAUCGGAAAUGAUGAGGAGGAGGAUGACGAUUACGAUGAGGAUUUUGAUGAUGAUGAAGGUGGUGACUUUGAACCCGACCAUUUAUUAAUAGACAGUACGGGGCUAAAUGUCACAGACAAUCGGCAUGCUUCGAAGCACCACGACUUUCUUAACAACUCCUUAGGUAGGAGAUUGAGCAAGCAUCUCCAUCAAAAGCCAUCGAUGCACAUACAUAGUUCCACUCCCAACCAUUCAGUCUCUUCUAGAACAUCGUUGAAUAAGGAUAAUGAGAAUGGUGGAGAGGAGAGUUCAAACUCAUUAGAGCAAGCUAGCACAAAUGCCGAACAGGAUAAUACAGAAAACAAUAACAAGACUGCAUCUGGUCAACAUGGUAUAUUUUCGACUUUGAUGAACACACUGAAUUUAAAAUCAUUCACUGAAUUGGCAAACCACAAUGAUGAAGAAGAGGAUGUGAACAACAUUGACGAUGCCGUGUCUUCUUCUGUGUCGUCUGAAAAUGACACUGCUAGAAAUGAACCAUUAAGUGCGGUGAAUUUUGUUCCAAUCAAGAAGGCUCUUAUUACUACGUUAGGGCAGGGAAGUUUAACUCUGGACGCAUUCCCUAAAAACCAGACUCAACUUUUGCAUGAUCAAAAUCAUCUGAGUAUUCCUGACAGCUCGGUGCACAAUAACAGCCAGGGAUUACAUCAGCUGAAGAAUCAUAAUAAUGAUGAUAUAUCGUACUCUGACGUUAAAUCGCCUACCAACCCUAAUUCUAGUGUGAAGAUUGACCAAAACCAAGAAAAUACAAGAGCAGCCGUUUCUUCAAAAGAGCAAAGGUCAAGACCCUCUUUAUCUCCACUGCCGAGAAAGCCUACUAUAAGAAACUCAUUAACCUCAAUACUGUCUUCCGAUGAAGAGGAACCCUCUGCCCCUCCGAUGAGCAACAGCCUAAGCUUCAAGAAGAAGUUAAAGUUGCCUUUGGCGGGAAAAAGACAAUCUCUGGAUUCAGGUGGAAACAAUUUGAGUAGACUGAAUUCAAAUAUUGGCAGCGGUGAAGAUUAUCCGGAUCAGGUUGAAGUAAGUGGCAGAAAGAAAGAUUUUCCUUUUGAGAAGCUAGAUUUGAAGGCACCCAGUGAUAAAAGACAAGAAGCUUUUCAUACGCUAUUUCCAAGUUUUCCCGCUUAUGAAGUUUUCAUUGAAGAUUUUGCUUGUGCAUACAGGAAAGAAAUCUUAGUUCAAGGGAAACUUUAUCUUAGUGAGCAUCACAUUUCUUUCCACUCCAAUAUUAUUGGGUUGGUGACACGCUUAACUAUUCCUUUGAACGCCAUUUUGAAAAUACAGAAGAAAAAAACCGUAGGAAUUCCUAAUGCAAUUGAGUUCAGUAACUUACACAACAAAUACAUCUUUGCUUCUUUUAUGUCGAGAGACCCAUCUUACGAUUUAAUUUUCAAAGUAUGGAAGUCGAACAUCAAUAAUGAAGGCAUUGACACAAUUGAUCUCGAUUUAGAUGAUGAGGUUGAUUCUUUGGACACGGUUUCUGUAGGAUAUUCGGAUGAUGAAGAGGGUGAAGACUACUCAAAGACCCGCAGGAAAAGUGAUGGAGUUACUGCGAGUGGGAAUGGGAAUGAUAAUGUUGAUGAUGACACAUCUGAUACAAGUAUAUCUGAUGCAGAAGAUAUGGUUAAGGAUGAUGAGGACAUUUCCAAAAAUGGGGAUGUCACCGCACAGCCAGAAGAGGAUAGCGUUUUCAAUGGUUUACCUUUUGAAGGGCCCAAAGUGCAUGCACAGACCUCCGCUGGUUACUCUCCCGACUCUUCGGAAACAAAAAUCAUUGAGGAAAAUGUUCCUGCUCCUAUGGGAUUGAUCUAUGAGCUUAUGUUUGGGGAUGAUCCUACGUUUAUGAAAAACUUACUCAAAGUGCAAAAAAACUUUAACAUUGGAGAAAUCCCAAAAUUUGUCAACAACAAACGGACAUAUCAUUAUACUAAGCCUGUGAAUGGAGGUCCGGUGGGCCCGAAACAGACAAAAUGCAUUGUCGAGGAAAGUAUCGAGCAUAAAGACUUCAGCAAAUAUUGUUUGAUAGUACAAUUGACUGAAUCACCAGAUGUUCCAUCUGGAAAUGCAUUCAAAGUGAAGACUAAGAUUUUUCUCUCUUGGGGACCACAAAACGCAACGAAUAUUCUCAUUGUAACUACAGUUGUAUGGACAGGAAAGUCCUGGAUUAAAAGUGCAAUUGAAAGAGGUGCAAUAUCUGGACAGAAAGAAGCACUUGGAAUUUUGGUUGCGGAACUGAAAAAGAAAAUCAGCUCUGGAGGAACAAUCAAUACAUCACCAAGCAAAGUGAGAAGAAAGGAUAGGAACAAGAAACCAAAAGAGGAGACACCACUAACAACCACCUCAGAGGUAGCUGAGGAAGGUACAUCCGCUGUUUCUGAACCUGAGCCAAAAACCUAUACGGACUUGAUUUUAGAGCAAGUCGAUCUCAAGUUGUUUUUGAUCAUUUUAUUGUUUGUUAUCGUGAUAACAGAUAAGUUUAAAUCAGCCAGACACACGAAUGGAUAUGAAUUGUAUUCCAACAACAGAAUGCUUAUGAGUGAAUCUAGCUUGUGGGAGUGGAUUGAACAACGUGAGCGUAUGUCGGAUACACAACUAACUCCCGAGGGAUUGAACAUCUCCCACUACAAAAAGGGAAGGCAUAGAAACAGAUUUAAGGAACCGCUGGAAAAAGCUAGUAAGCAAAGAAUGUCUCAGCAAGAACUCAAAGACACAAUUGAUAUGAUGGAGCUUCAAUUACGCAAACUCAAGGAAAGAGAAUAUACUCAUAACAAUUUACUUUGA
Pichia membranifaciens NRRL Y-2026 is the source of this 3324-nucleotide messenger RNA. RefSeq lists its product as hypothetical. Gene Ontology annotation, molecular function: sterol transfer activity; sterol binding. Gene Ontology annotation, cellular component: mitochondrion; endoplasmic reticulum-plasma membrane contact site; endoplasmic reticulum membrane. The record is from RefSeq and is a predicted model, not a curated record. The coding region runs from base 1 to 3324 and encodes 1107 amino acids. Gene Ontology annotation, biological process: intracellular sterol transport. The transcript has a single exon. Lineage: Eukaryota; Fungi; Ascomycota; Pichiomycetes; Pichiales; Pichiaceae.